AUGUCAAGGAGUGCAAACGUACAACCUCAGGCAACAGCAGCAGCAGCAGCAGUGAUUAACCAAACAGGCAACCAGCAGUACCAGCAGGUGCAGCAGCAGCAGGUUUCACAGCCACAAUCGAGAGAACGCAUGCAGCAGAUGCAGCACCAGGAGCAGAAGCAGGCGCAGAAGGCGUCGAAGGGCACAAACGGGGUGCAGCAGGGUUCGAACGGUGGAUAUUCGUCGUCGAACGGGUCGAACAACGGGGGUCAGGUGGUGGGGCUCCACUACAAGAUCGGGAAAAAGAUCGGUGAAGGGUCGUUUGGAGUGAUCUUCGAGGGCACAAACCUCAUCAACGGGAUCCCGGUGGCGAUCAAGUUCGAGCCACGCAAGACAGAGGCACCGCAGCUCCGGGACGAGUACAGAACAUACAUGCAUCUCAUCGGAAUCAAGGGCAUUCCGACGGCCUACUACUUCGGGCAGGAGGGGUUGCACAACAUCCUCGUGAUCGACUUGCUCGGCCCGUCGCUGGAGGACCUCUUCGACUGGUGCGGCCGGAAGUUCUCGGUGAAGACGGUGGUGCAGGUUUCGGUGCAGAUGAUCACGUUGAUCCAGCGGGUGCACGAGCACGAUCUCAUAUACCGGGACAUCAAGCCGGACAACUUCUUGAUCGGCCGCCGGGGCAUGCCCGACGAGAACAAGGUGCACAUGGUGGAUUUCGGCAUGGCCAAGCGGUACCGGGACGCCCGGACCAAGAAGCAUAUCCCCUACCGGGAAAAGAAGUCCUUGAGCGGCACCGCCCGGUACAUGUCCGUCAACACGCACCUGGGACGCGAGCAGUCACGCCGCGACGACAUGGAGGCCCUGGGCCACGUGUUCUUCUACUUUCUCCGCGGCCACCUCCCCUGGCAGGGCCUGAAGGCACCCACCAACAAGCAGAAGUACGAGAAGAUCGGCGAGAAAAAGAGAUCCACGCCCAUCUCCGACCUCUGCCAGGGUCUCCCUCCACAGUUUGGCGAGUAUCUCCGCCGGGUUCGCAACCUCCAGUUCGAGGAAGAGCCAGACUACGACGGUUACCGCAACCUCAUCUCCUCUGUGCUGGAUGACAUCGGGGCCACCGCGGAUGGCCACUACGACUGGAUGGACUUGAACGGCGGCCGGGGCUGGGACUCCUCCAUCAACAAGAAGCCCAAUCUCCACGGCUACGGCCACCCGAACCCGCCCCACCACCACCAGAGGCGUGCCCGGACCAGCCAGCAGUAUUACCAGAGGCACCACUCGCACCAGGCCUUGGCCCAGCAGCAGCAGCAGCAGCAGCAGCAGAGCCAUCAGCAGAACCUCCAGCAGGCCCAGUUCCACCAGCCGGCCGGCCAGUACCACCACCACACCGCCGCCGCCCAGGCAGACGGCAACAGGCCCCUCCCUAACCUGCCUGACGGCAACAGACCCGCUGCCCGGUACCAGCAGAGGCAGCCACAGCAGCAGGACCAGCUCCAGGGGCAGCCGCAGACCACGGGCGACCCCGUGUGCACGUCGCAGCACCAGAAGCCCGACAACCUGUCCGCCGACUCCUCCAGGGGCUUCUGCUCCAAGUUCUUCGCCUGCUGCUGA
Brettanomyces bruxellensis is the source of this 1590-nucleotide messenger RNA. RefSeq lists its product as uncharacterized. The record is from RefSeq and is a predicted model, not a curated record. Gene Ontology annotation, cellular component: cytoplasm; nucleus. Gene Ontology annotation, biological process: endocytosis; signal transduction; peptidyl-serine phosphorylation. Lineage: Eukaryota; Fungi; Ascomycota; Pichiomycetes; Pichiales; Pichiaceae. The transcript has a single exon. The coding region runs from base 1 to 1590 and encodes 529 amino acids. Gene Ontology annotation, molecular function: ATP binding; protein serine/threonine kinase activity.